CAAUCGCUGGCGGCAGCGGCAGCAGCUGGUUCGUUCCCGUAACAACGCGGAAGCGGCCCAUUCAACCUGCAUUCCCUCAGAGCCCCGGUGGGCGCCUUCAAACCCGGCCCGGCCAUGAGUGCCUGAUCGCCCUCGCCUCCUGCAUUUCUCCCCAGCCCAGCUUUUCCUUCCUCAGGCGAGCCAUGGCCAGCGAGAAGCCCGCUGGCUCGGCGGACGGCGAGGCCCCGAAGCUGCAGUUCCUGCCCUUCAGCAGCGCCUUGGACGCCGGCUUCUGGCACGAACUGACCCAGAAGAAGCUCAACGAGUACAAGCUGGACGAGUCCCCCAAGGCCAUCCGGGGCUAUUACUAUAACGGGGAUCCUGUUGGUAUGCCAGCUCGUUUAACACUAGAAUUCAGUGCUUUUGAUAUGAAUGCCCCAACACCGGCGCACUGCUGCCCUGCUCUUGGAACACUGUAUAACACAAAUACUUUGGAAUCUUUCAAAUCUUGUGAUAAGAAGUUUCUUCUUGAUCAAGCAGCAAUUGAGAUAUGGAAUGCAAUAACAUCAGGGGAUGCUGUUGAAAAUCCUGUCUUACUGAACAAAUUUCUCCUGUUGACAUUUGCGGAUCUGAAGAGGUACCGUUUCUAUUACUGGUUUUGUUACCCUGCAUUAUGUCUCCCAGAAGGUAUCACCUUGAUUCAUCCACCUGUGUGCCUUGGGGCAAAGUUCUCUCCAGCUCAGAUUCAAGCACUCCAGGAUGAGUAUGAUAAGCUUUGCCAGAAAGAAGGUCUCACAGCACUGCCUUAUUUUUUAAUCAAGUAUCAUGAGGAUUCUGUUUCUAUUUCCUUGCUUAAAAACUGGGAUAAUUUCUUCCCUGAUCCAAGAGAGAAGGUGACAAUAGGUGUUUACGACCCCUGUAAUUUUACCCAAUAUCCAGGUUGGCCAUUAAGAAAUCUAUUGGUCCUGGCAGCACACAGAUGGGGCCAUCGACUCAGUUUGGUUGAAGUGCUCUGCUUCAGAGAUAGGACCAUGCAGGGCGCAAGAGACAUCUCCCACAGCACCAUUUUUGAAAUAAAGCUUCCCCAGAUGACCCAGAGUUCAGCAGAUUGUCCAAAAGCUGUUGGAUGGGAGAAAAAUCAAAAGGGAAGCAUGGGCCCAAGAAUGGUCAAUCUAAGUGAAUGUAUGGACCCCAAAAGGUUAGCAGAAUCAUCCGUAGACCUUAAUCUUAAAUUGAUGUGUUGGCGGCUGGUGCCUACCCUUGACUUGGAAAAAGUUGUGUCCGUGAGGUGUCUUCUCUUAGGAGCUGGUACGCUGGGUUGUAGUGUAGCCAGAACCUUGAUGGGAUGGGGAGUCAGGAAAAUCACCUUUGUAGAUAAUGCCAAGAUCUCUUAUUCCAACCCUGUUCGGCAGCCACUCUAUGAGUUUGAAGACUGUCUCGGGGGUGGGAAAUCCAAAGCACUUGCAGCUGCGGACAGACUCCAGAAAAUAUUCCCAGGAGUGAAUGCUGAAGGUUUUAAUAUGAGUAUCCCAAUGCCAGGUCACCCAGUGAAUUUUUCUGAAGUUACACUUCAACAGGCUCACAAAGAUGUAGCACAACUAGAAGAGCUUAUUGAUGCCCAUGAUAUCAUCUUUUUGUUAAUGGACACCAGGGAAAGUCGAUGGCUUCCUGCUGUUAUUGCAGCCAGCAAAAGAAAGCUGGUCAUCAACGCUGCUUUGGGGUUUGACACAUUUGUUGUAAUGAGACAUGGACUAAAGAAACCAAAGCAUCAAGAGGUGGGCGAUUCUCCUUGUAAUAAUCCCUGUGGCUCAACUGAUCUUUUGGGAUCAUCACUCUUCUCAAAUAUUCCUGGUUACAAACUUGGUUGUUACUUCUGCAAUGAUGUUGUUGCACCAGGUGAUUCCACCAGGGACCGAACAUUAGAUCAACAGUGCACAGUCAGUAGACCAGGAUUAGCUAUGAUCGCCGGAGCACUUGCUGUAGAGCUAACGGUGUCCAUUUUACAGCACCCAGAAGGUGGCUAUGCUGUUGCAAGUAGUAGUGAUGACAGAAUGAAUGAACCUCCCACCUCACUUGGGCUCGUGCCUCACCAGAUUCGAGGCUUCUUAUCAAGAUUUGACAAUGUCCUUCCGGUCAGCCUGGCUUUUGACAAGUGCACUGCCUGUUCUCCCAAAGUCCUUGAGCAAUAUGAAAGGGAAGGCUUCAACUUCCUAGCAAAGGUUUUUAAUUCCUCCCAUUCCUUCUUGGAAGAUCUCACUGGUCUGACUCUGUUGCACCAGGAGACCCAAGCUGCUGAGAUCUGGGACAUGAGUGAUGAUGAAACACUGUGAAAACCCAAUGAAUGAAGUGGACAGUGCCCUAAUUUAGGUUUAUCUGUCAUUAGACAAGUUCGUGAUCAUUUAUGUAACUCUGGCUGUUGCAGAUAUAAACACAUUCUAGCUACAUCAUUCAUCAGGUUGGGACAAUAUGUAAAUAGGAGAUAUCACUCUUUUUACUGUUUCUCCCUCAUAUGUAUACACACAUACAGAGACACAUACACAUUGAAAAAUACUAUUUUUUCAGCUUCUACAUAAAUUGUAUAUUUAAAAUAUCCCUUGAGUAAAUUAAUUUGUUGUUUUAAUGGCCUAUAUGAGUUUUUGCUUUAAAUAUUCUGAAUGAAUUUUGACUUCAGAAGGACAUGUAUAACCAAUGAUACAUUUAUAAUUGUGUUUGUGUCUGUGUUGGGCAACAAGAAGUUAGAUAUAUCAGAAUGUGUUUUUUCAUUAAGAUAUUCACAUGUUUGGUAUACAGAAAGGGAUUUGUCCAUGUAAAAGGCUGUGGAGAAAUUGAUUUGAUCAUUUUUGUAGAAACAGAAGGCUUACAGGUGUUUUAAACUUACUAAUUUAAAUAUAGCAUACUUAGGAGAUAAUUCUGAGCAUCUUUUAAUAUUAGUAUUAUGUCUUUUCAUCCUCUAACAUAUGAAAUAAUAAAACAGCCCAAAACGUGUUCAAGCCAGGAAGUAAAAUCCUUAUAUUUGCCAAGAUUAGAUGUAUAGUUUCUAGACAUUGUAUGUAAGUUGACAUUGUAUGUAAGACAGGCUUGGAGUAGGGACGUCCAAGGAUAUAAUGUUAAUGCAUUAAUAUUUUUCCUAGUAACAGAUCACUGAAUCGUGCCCAUUUUAUUUCUACUAUGAUCAAUAACCUGCUUAGCUAUUAAUCUUACAUUUUCAAUUAAGUAACUCUCAGAUAAAACUUCUGUAUUUCAAUAUUGUAACUGGCCAAUGGUUUUUUUGUUUUUGUUUUUGGUGGGUGUUUUGCCAUUUAAGUUGAUCUAGAUAUAGGGAAGACGUGUGUCGUUAAGAAGGCACCCAUUCUUGGAAGCCAAGUAUUUGCAACAGCAGAACUUUCGCCAGCAUAAAGAGAGGCAAAAGUUCAUUUAAAACUAAUGAGAUGGUUUGCAUAGUGGCCUUCAGGCUCACCUUGUAGAGGAAAUUCAGUUCCUCUGAUGCCGGAAUCGAACUUGCACUGGGGGAAAAUUAGCACUCUGCAGCUUGCACUGAGUCACCAACAUGAACGUCAUUUGUAGAUAGUGAAACAGGAAACUCUGUUUUGAAAUUCAACAGCCUUGAUUAACUGAGAGUCCAAAACAGUCUGGUGUCUCCAGAAAUAUUCUCCAGUGACACUUGGAUGAUCAAGCCUGAAUUUGUUAACUCCCCGCUUCCCCCUUCCCAUGGAAUUUUAGCUAUAUAUGACAUUUUAAAAACACAGGGUAAUACGAUGUUUCCUUGCUUAUAAUUCUAGUAACCUAGAGUUGUAUAAGACUGAAUUUGUUUCCUGUACAUAUGUUUCCCAGAUGUCUGUGCUGCACAAAAAUACACCAAUGUGACUUAGAAA
Anolis sagrei ordinatus is the source of this 3851-nucleotide messenger RNA. It is a transcript of the gene ATG7, whose product is annotated as autophagy related 7. Gene Ontology annotation, molecular function: Atg12 activating enzyme activity; Atg8 activating enzyme activity. Lineage: Eukaryota; Metazoa; Chordata; Lepidosauria; Squamata; Anolidae. The record is from RefSeq and is a predicted model, not a curated record. Gene Ontology annotation, biological process: C-terminal protein lipidation; autophagy of mitochondrion; protein modification by small protein conjugation. Gene Ontology annotation, cellular component: cytoplasm; phagophore assembly site.